Bombyx mori (domestic silkworm) is the source of this 1431-nucleotide messenger RNA. It is a transcript of the gene Ras85D, whose product is annotated as ras-like protein 1. Gene Ontology annotation, molecular function: GTP binding; GTPase activity; GDP binding. Gene Ontology annotation, biological process: Ras protein signal transduction; epidermal growth factor receptor signaling pathway. Lineage: Eukaryota; Metazoa; Arthropoda; Insecta; Lepidoptera; Bombycidae. The record is from RefSeq and is marked provisional. Gene Ontology annotation, cellular component: plasma membrane.
AGUAAAAGGGUGAGUGAACCGCCUCAUUGUGUUAUUUAUUGCAUUUGACUCUAAUAAUACAUUAAUUAGCCGUUUUACGGUCACAUCAAGUGUAAUAAAACAUAGGCCGCGACAGCCAUGCAGAUGUGAGUAAUACAAGUGUGGUGAUUCUGGGGCGUUGUUUUCUAGUGCCGUGACAUUGUGUGAAAAAAUAUUUUGUAUAUCUCGCAAGAUGACCGAGUACAAAUUGGUGGUUGUGGGUGCGGGAGGCGUUGGUAAAUCCGCAUUGACUAUACAGCUGAUACAGAAUCACUUCGUGGACGAAUACGAUCCCACGAUAGAGGAUUCGUACCGUAAACAAGUCGUGAUCGACGGUGAGACGUGUUUACUCGACAUCCUGGACACGGCUGGCCAGGAAGAGUAUUCGGCGAUGAGAGACCAAUACAUGCGGACCGGGGAAGGAUUCUUGCUGGUAUUCGCCGUCAACAGUGCUAAAAGUUUCGAAGACAUUGGCUCGUAUCGCGAGCAGAUCAAGCGAGUGAAGGACGCGGAAGAGGUGCCCAUGGUACUUGUGGGCAACAAGUGCGACCUACAGUCGUGGGCCGUAGACAUGGCGCGAGCACGAGAGGUGGCGCAAAGCUAUAAUGUUCCGUUCGUCGAAACAUCGGCCAAAACACGCAUGGGAGUUGACGACGCUUUCUACACGCUCGUGAGGGAGAUACGCAAAGAUAAAGUCAGCCGAGACAAGAAAUUCAAAGGGAAGAAACCACGUCACGUUCACAAAAUAAUUAAAGAUUGCACCCUUUUUUAAGCUGAAAAGAGCUGCAGUUUCGGAAUUACACGCUUGUCUUUCGCCUCCACCGCCCAUAUAGUAUUACAGACCUCAUAAAAGAAGCAAGGCAGAGAUUAAAUUUGUAGUUUUUGCAUGCAUUGUAUCGUGAACCAUUAAUUUGGCGGUAAAAAAACCGGUUGUGUCACCUUUCGAAAACAGUACCAUAGAUUAUAUUACACGCAAACGGAUAUGUUGCCAAUUGUGCGGGUGUGUGUGUGCGUUAGCAUCUCGAACUCUGAUUUGUCCGUAAAAAAAUGAUUUUACUGUAGACUGUAGAUCACGAAAGAACAUCCUAAGAAUCUUAAUUAAUACAAAUACAAAUUGCGUGUCUACGUGUUUAUAUGUGUGGAUACGGCCGUCUGGCAAGCGUGUAAACCCGGCAUACGUCACCGUUCACUCGGCAUCGUCUGUAGCGAGCGAAUAAUAUAUUUCAAUUUACAAAAACCUUGGUCUUACGAGAUUUUAUAUCCAUUCUUCAUAAAGGGACUGGUUGUUUGUUGCAAAGUCAAUUUCGUUUUACAAAGAAAAUAUUAGUGUAGAAGAGGCAAUAAAUAUAAUAACUAAAAAAAUCGAAAUUCCUUUCCGAAGCAUUUUGGCCUAAAGAUAACAUCGUUUUGCCA